Molecule: messenger RNA, 1363 nt
Organism: Sphaeroforma arctica JP610
Lineage: Eukaryota; Ichthyosporea; Ichthyophonida
Product: prohibitin-2
Exons: 5
Coding region: 127-1020 (297 amino acids)
Biological process (GO): mitochondrion organization
Cellular component (GO): mitochondrion; membrane
Source: RefSeq, a predicted model, not a curated record
CGUCAAUCGCACCAAGUGUUGGAAAAUCCGCAAUAAUAAUACAUAACAUAAUAUUGGAAGGAAUACUACCCCACACACAGAAGCUUGUAUACGAUCAAGUGGUAAGCACACAAACCCAUAUUCAACAUGGCCGCGAAUUUCCAAGCAGCCAACGUACAAAGGCUCAGUCUGGGCAUUAAGCUCCUGGGUGGUGCUGCCCUAGGCGCCUAUGGGUUGUCCAACUCUUUCUACACAGUUGAUGGUGGUCACCGUGCCGUCCUCUUCAACCGAAUUGGCGGUGUGGGUGAUCAGGUGUACGCAGAAGGUAUGCACUUCAUGGUGCCCUGGUUCCAGACGCCUAUUAUCUACGAGGUCCGAUCCCGCCCCCGUCGUAUUGCUUCACCCACCGGUUCCAAAGAUCUUCAGACCGUGAACAUCAGUUUGCGAGUUCUGUACCGACCCAUAGUCAACGAAUUGCCCAGCAUCACUCGCGAAAUCGGACACGAUUAUGACGAGCGUGUCUUGCCGUCCAUUUGCAAUGAAGUGCUCAAGAGUGUCGUCGCCCAGUUCAAUGCCUCGCAGCUGAUUACCCAGCGUGAGAGUGUGUCCAAGCUUAUCCGUUCGCAAUUAACCGCACGUGCAAAGGACUUCUACAUGAUCCUCGACGAUGUGUCUAUCACUGACUUGAGUUUCGGUUCAGAGUACACAGCCGCCGUUGAAGCCAAACAGGUUGCCCAGCAGGAAGCCCAGCGUGCACAGUUCACGGUGGAGAAUGCCAAGCAGGAGCGUGCACAGGCCAUUGUCAAGGCUGAGGGAGUUGCCAAGUCUGCCGAGCUUAUCGGUCAGCAGGUGAAGGAGAACCCUGGUUUCUUGCAACUGCGAAAGAUCGACGCUGCUAUCAAGGUCGCGCACACAAUCGCGAACUCGGCUAACCGUGUAUACUUAGACUCCAACUCUUUGCUGCUGAAUGUAGAAUCAAUCACCCUAACGGAUGAUCAAAAUAAGUACGAGGAAGGAGCCGGACCUGUUGUCGUCGCGUAAUGCCAUUGAAAAGGUGAAGAUAAUGUUUUGACCAUAGUGACAAUCCGUCUGACGCGAAGUUGUCCUUGUGGGCAAAUGAGGAAGAGUAGCAUCGUGUCGGGUAAGAUAAGUACUACACACUGGGGACUAAGAGAACCACUCCUGGGUACGCAGUAGCAGAUAACCCAACCACAAUGAGUUACAAAGGAGGAACUCUACAAUUCCAGGCUCAUACAGUGUUGAGUCAGGGACCAACAAUUCAUCGUGCCUGUAAUGUUACGACGUGCCGAUGUGAAAUGCCAUGAAUAUAGUUUAGUGGGUGAUGUAGCGGACAACGCUCACAAUAAAACCAUCCCAACAUAGA